Molecule: messenger RNA, 10357 nt
Organism: Pelmatolapia mariae (spotted tilapia)
Lineage: Eukaryota; Metazoa; Chordata; Actinopteri; Cichliformes; Cichlidae
Gene: atp2b3b
Product: ATPase plasma membrane Ca2+ transporting 3b
Exons: 27
Coding region: 1063-5103 (1346 amino acids)
Biological process (GO): regulation of cytosolic calcium ion concentration; calcium ion transmembrane transport
Cellular component (GO): intracellular membrane-bounded organelle; plasma membrane
Molecular function (GO): ATP binding; ATP hydrolysis activity; PDZ domain binding
Source: RefSeq, a predicted model, not a curated record
UGCUGAGACUGAGCUCCUGUGCGCGCGAGCUCUGGUAGCAGCUCAACCUCCUCCUCAUCCUGCAAAGAUGUCGCAUGAGCUUCUCCUCACACGUUUCUUUUCUUUCCCUUUUCUCCCACUGCCCUUCACAAUUCGCCGAAUUUGGUUAAAUUAGCUGCUUUCACAGCGGGGAGUAGCUAUCCUCGUCCAGGCACACGGACGCCCCCUCCCCACAACGGAGGUGUUUAAACCCUCAACCGGCGCAUCCUCUCUCUCUCUCUCUCUCUCUCUCUCUCCAACCGCCGCAGAACUCCGCCGACCAACCGUAAGGUGACCGCGCGGAGCGGAAUAUUCACCCGCACGGCCGUCGACUUUCAUCCCUUCACUCCUUCGGACUCCAGGCAACGGGAGCUGCCGCAUUCCCUGUCCCCCCGUGUCCUCUCAUCCGGUUUGGGACAUUCUCCGCUCCACGCACACGCAGAUUAACGGGGAUUCUGCCUCCCCACCCGCGCGCUGAUGCUGAUGUCCUUGAGCUCGGCCUGGACGGUCCUGGUGUAGCUACCUCUGAACUGCCUCCACAUCCUGUCUCUUAUUUAUCAGCCGCCUUUGCCUUGAUCGCCCCUCUCUCCAUCCAUUCAUCAUCCCUUCAUCCCCAUCAGUAAGCCCAACAGCUGGUCCACCUGACCGUACCUGCAUCUGUCCAUGGACUGGCCGUGACUCUGGAGGGAGGGGGACAGAAACAAGGAAAGAGUGGAGUCGCAGAGGAGACUACGGAAGAGAAAGCUGGAUUCAUUCAGAUGUCACGCUUCUGAAGUGGCCCUGCUCGCUGUCCUUCAUCCCCCUCAUCCUCCUCUUCAGCCUUCUUCAGUUAUGGAGAUUUAAAGGAGCAGUGAGAGAUUAGGCCAAGACAUUAAAGUGAAAAAAAUACAUAUUACCCUGAUAUAAAAUCAUUUUUGAAUAAAACAUUUAGUCAGAAACAGGAUUGUUGAGCACAUGAACAACCCUCCAGAAUCCAAACCAAAGGGGGCCUGAGUAGACAACGGAGAGAAAGGAAAUCACACACACACAAAACCUUUUACUGACAUGUCAACAACAGCCACAAUGGGUGAAAUGGCAAACAGCGCUGUGGAGUUUUACCCCAAAGGGACACGAGGUGGAGGAGGAGGAGGAGGAAGGGCAGAUGGCAGCCAUGCAGGGGGAGACUUUGGGGUCACAGUGCAGGAGCUCAGGGAGCUGAUGGAGCUCCGAGGGGCUGAUGCCCUACAGAAGAUACAGGACAGCUAUGGAGACACAGAGGGUCUCUGCCGGCGACUACAGUCCAAUACCACUGAUGGUCUCAGUGGGGAGCCGGCAGACCUGGAACGUCGGUGCCAAACCUUCGGCCAAAACUUCAUUCCCCCCAAAAAGGCCAAGACGUUCCUGGAACUUGUGUGGGAGGCCUUACAGGAUGUCACACUUAUCAUUUUGGAGGCCGCUGCCAUCAUCUCCCUUGGCCUCUCCUUCUACCAGCCUCCUGGAAAAGAAACUGAAUCAUGCGGGAAUGUGUCGGCGGGUGCAGAGGAUGAAGGCGAGGCAGAUGCUGGCUGGAUUGAGGGCGCUGCCAUCCUGCUUUCUGUUGUGUGUGUUGUCUUGGUGACAGCGUUUAACGACUGGUCCAAAGAGAAGCAGUUCCGGGGUCUACAGAGUCGAAUUGAGCAAGAGCAGAAGUUCACUGUUGUGCGAAAAGGAAAUGUCAUCCAGAUCCCUGUGGCUGACAUGGUGGUGGGGGACAUGGCUCAGGUCAAAUAUGGUGACCUACUGCCAGCUGAUGGUAUCUUGGUCCAAGGAAAUGAUCUGAAGAUAGAUGAGAGCUCUCUUACCGGAGAGUCUGACCAUGUACGCAAAUCUGUGGAUAAGGACCCCAUGCUGCUCUCAGGUACCCAUGUGAUGGAGGGCUCGGGGAGGAUGCUGGUGACAGCUGUUGGUGUCAACUCACAGACAGGCAUCAUCUUCACUCUCCUGGGAGCUGGAGAUGUGGAGGAAGAUGGGAAAGAGAAGAAAGAGGAGAGUACUGAGUUGCUCAUCACUACAGAUGCCAGUUACAGCACAGUCACCAAUGGAAAGCAACCUGAUGGUGCAGUGGAGAACAAUCAGAACAAAGCCAAAAAACAGGAUGGGGGAGUUGCCAUGGAGAUGCAACCUCUGAAGAGUGCAGAAGGAGGAGAGGUAGAGGACAGAGAGAAGAAGAAGACCAAUGUUCCAAAGAAAGAGAAGAGUGUGUUGCAGGGAAAGCUCACAAAACUGGCUGUUCAGAUUGGCAAAGCAGGUUUGGUGAUGUCAGCCAUCACUGUCAUCAUUUUGGUGCUGUUCUUUGUCAUCAACACAUUUGUCGUUGAAGGUCGCUCAUGGUUGCCAGAGUGCACUCCAGUCUACAUCCAGUACUUUGUCAAGUUCUUCAUUAUUGGAGUCACUGUGCUGGUUGUUGCUGUCCCAGAAGGCUUACCUCUCGCUGUCACAAUCUCUCUGGCUUACUCUGUCAAGAAAAUGAUGAAAGACAACAACCUUGUACGGCACCUUGAUGCAUGUGAGACCAUGGGUAAUGCUACGGCCAUCUGCUCUGACAAGACAGGCACCCUCACCACGAACCGCAUGACUGUAGUGCAGGCUUACAUCGGUGAUGUGCACCACCGUGUGAUCCCAGAACCUGGACAAAUCAACCCCCGGACACUGAAUCUGUUAGUCAAUGCUAUCGCAAUCAACAGCGCCUACACCUCCAAGAUCUUACCACCUGAUGUGGAAGGGGGUUUGGCAAAGCAGGUGGGCAACAAGACAGAGUGUGGCCUGCUGGGAUUUGUAUUAGACCUACAACAGGACUAUGCCCCCAUCAGAGAGCAGAUCCCUGAGGAGCGACUGUACAAGGUGUAUACAUUCAACUCAGUGCGUAAAUCCAUGAGCACGGUGAUCAAGCUGCCUGAUGGUUCCUUCCGGCUUUACAGCAAAGGAGCAUCUGAAAUCAUGUUAAAGAAGUGUUCCUACAUUCUCGAUGCCAAUGGAGAAUCUCACAGUUUCCGCCCACGUGACAGAGAUGAGAUGGUAAAACAGGUGAUUGAGCCCAUGGCAUGUGAGGGGUUGAGGACCAUAUGCAUUGCAUACCGUGACCUUCCAUCCAAUCCGGAACCAGAAUGGGACAACGAGGCAGAGAUAGUAACGGAGUUGACCUGCAUCACUGUAGUUGGGAUAGAGGAUCCUGUACGGCCUGAGGUGCCCGAGGCCAUCCGUAAGUGUCAGCGUGCAGGCAUUACAGUCCGGAUGGUGACUGGCGAUAACAUUAACACAGCCAGGGCCAUUGCUGCUAAAUGUGGCAUCAUCCACCCCGGAGAUGACUUCAUCUGUCUAGAGGGCAAAGACUUUAACCGACGAAUCAGGAACGAGAAAGGAGAGAUUGAACAGGAGCGUAUCGAUAAAAUCUGGCCCAAACUGCGCGUGCUGGCUCGGUCCUCACCAACUGAUAAACACACUUUGGUUAAAGGCAUCAUUGAUAGCAGCGUUGUAGAACAGAGGCAGGUUGUUGCAGUAACAGGAGACGGAACUAAUGACGGACCAGCUUUGAAGAAGGCUGAUGUGGGCUUUGCCAUGGGUAUCGCAGGGACGGACGUGGCUAAAGAGGCAUCUGACAUUAUCCUGACUGAUGACAACUUCAGCAGCAUUGUCAAGGCGGUGAUGUGGGGAAGAAACGUCUACGAUAGCAUCUCCAAGUUUCUGCAGUUCCAGCUCACAGUCAACGUAGUGGCUGUCAUCGUGGCCUUCACCGGGGCCUGUAUCACCCAGGACUCUCCCCUGAAGGCGGUGCAGAUGCUGUGGGUGAAUCUGAUCAUGGACACGUUUGCUUCUCUGGCCCUUGCUACCGAACCCCCCACUGAGGCCCUGUUGCUACGAAAGCCUUAUGGCCGGAACAACCCGCUCAUUUCACUGACCAUGAUGAAGAACAUCCUGGGCCAUGGAGUGUACCAGCUGGUCAUCAUCUUUACCCUGCUGUUCAUAGGCGAACGAAUGUUCAACAUUGACAGUGGUCGUAAUGCUCCGCUUCACUCCCCGCCCUCUGAGCACUACACCAUUAUCUUCAACACCUUUGUCCUCAUGCAGCUUUUCAACGAGAUCAAUGCUCGCAAAAUCCAUGGAGAGAGAAAUGUUUUUGAUGGCAUUUUUUCUAACCCAAUCUUCUGCUCCAUUGUUUUGGGAACUUUUGCAGUGCAGAUUGUGAUUGUGCAGUUUGGAGGGAAACCCUUCAGCUGUGCUCCUCUCAACAUCGAGCAGUGGCUUUGGUGUCUGUUUGUGGGAGUUGGAGAGCUGCUCUGGGGGCAGGUGAUCGCUACAGUUCCUGCAGAGCGACUGCCGUGUUUGAAGGAGGCGGGGCUGGGACUAGAACCAGGGGAGGAGGAAGGGGAGGAGCUGGCAGAGGAUGAGGAGGAGAUCGACUGUGCAGAAAGAGAGCUGCGCCGUGGACAGAUCCUCUGGUUCAGAGGCCUCAACCGUAUCCAGACCCAGAUGGAGGUAGUGAGCACGUUCAAGCGAAGCGGUUCGUUUCAGGGAGCGGUGAGACGGCGCUCCUCUGUGCUCAGUCAGCUCCACGACAUGCGAGUGGUGAAAGCAUUCCGUAGUUCACUGUACGAGGGCCGGGAGAAACCGGAAUCCCGCAACUCCAUCCACAACUUCAUGGUCCACCCAGAGUUCCUCAUCAAUGACCUCAUCCACAACAUCCCGCUGAUCGACGACACCGAUGUGGAUGAUGAAUCAGAACUCAGCAGAUACCAGCACCUGCACCCGGCCCUCCGCAAGCCGCCCCCGCCUCCCACCCAGCCCCAACUCCCGGCUCGCACCCAUCCCACCCGUCCCUACCGCCAGUACAGCCUCCCGGUGACCCCAUGCAACCGAAACAACAACAACAACAGCAGCAGCAGCAGCAGCAGCAUUGAUUCAAUGGUCGCCUACAGCAACCGAAACAGCACCAACGCAGUCAUCACCUAUAACCGAAGCCCCCGUCAUCACCACCACCACCUCCACCAUAAUCAUCAUGGCAGGGACAGGCCGGUGAAACCCUCAACCCCCUACCCGGCCCAUCUCUACUGUGUGGAGACCUCCUUAUAACUGAGCUGAACUUGGGUUUGGGAGGGGGAUGGAAAAAGGGGGGAUGAAGUUAGGGUGAGAACAAGAGAGGGCUGAGGACACACACAUGACAUUUUCAUCUAAUCACCCUUUCAACAAGCUCACAAGAGGGAGCAAAGGACAAGGAGGGAGUGGACAAUGGCCGGAGACUUCUGCUUACAACUCCCUGAGAACAUGUUGCCACUUUCCCUCCCUUUGCCCUUACUCCAGCCCUCUCAGUCUGACUCCCCACCUUCACCCCAGUCCCUCCCCUCCUUUACCCACAAAACCAUCCAACUCAGUCUGUCACCCCCUCCUUGUGGAACCCCACUCACCCUGCCCAGCUGCACACCGACUUCAUGCACGCUCUUGUCACACACACCUGCAAGUCUGCUUUGGCAGGGUCUGAGUGGGAGUGGGGGUUGGGGGUGGGGGGUGGUGGUGACAGACGUCCAGAAGAAAACCACACAUCCCUUAAUGCUUCAGCAGAACAAGGCCAUGCGGCUAUGGGGGCUGACUCACUCCAUUUCUAUUGGUGUUCAUCAUUAAUGUUGUUGUCACCCACUUUCCACCACCAUUUAUCUACCACCAUUUAUCUACCACCAUUUAUCUGGGUAGAUUCUGCAGCCGCUUCAAAGUCACUACUUUGCUUGUAAUAUACGUAAAAUGCUUUGUUAAAGCUUUAAAAAAGUCAUUUCCAUUUCCCAUUCAUUUAUUUCCCAACAUAAUGGUGCUCAUUUAUUUCGUUCUUAUGUAUCAUUUUAUUUCUUCUCAGAAACUUUUAGUUAUUUUUCUUUCAUCCCUCUUUCUCGUUCAUUGUGUGUACGUGUAUUGUCUUGUCUCUUCUGAAAAAAACAAACAAAAGCAUAACAAAAACAGGUUGCUGUUCAUUUAAAUACAAUGGCUGCGACAAUGUCUAAAAGAUCAGGGCAUUUAUAUCUAUGUAUCUGUCUAUAGAUACAUAGAUAUAAAUGUUUGGGAAGCAACAACACAGAACUCAUUCAUCACCUCACUUUGUCUUUGAAUGCUGCCCCAUUUGUCCACAUGACCUGUUAUCUGGAAUAUUGCUCUGAGAUGAACAGUGUAUGAGAUGUCAUGUUAAUUUGGAUAUAUACAUGUCUACGUACUGUGUAAACUUCAUUUCAAGCCUCCUGCCAUAUCCCCAGUAUGCAUGGGGAAUAUCUGCACCUGUCACCUUGGGCAACCUCCAUGGCUGACAUCCUCUUCCAGUCCCUUCAUUUCUGUUCCGUGUCCCAUCGUCUUCUCUCUUGCUGUUCCUCCUUUGCUCAUUUUGUCGCAUUACGUCUACGAGUUUGUCGGUGCGUGUGUGUGUGUCAGCUUUUUUCUUUUUGGAAAAAAAGCUGAAUGCUUGGGAAGCAUUAACCCUUUAAAUGCCAUCAAACACGCAAUGCACAGGCGAAGGCCCUUUAAGACUUAACGUGCACUCGGUUGGAAGCCCCUCCUGCUCACAUGAUCAGGUCGUCUCUGUUAUGUAACCAGCGCCCUCUGCGCAGACAAAAGGAUUGUGCCAUUUUAACCUGCUCAGUGUCUCAACCACUUGCCCACGUCUAAUGUCAGUGUUCACUUUUAGAUAUCAGGUACAACCAAGAAGAGCGUAUUGUAAACGUUAUUAUGUCCUUGCGCAUUCCCCUUCAUUACUAUGUACAGGUCAUCGAUUGGGAUACCUUUAAGGAUAUAAGGCUAUGUGUUUUAGCUAGUUAGCUCCAUUUAGCAUAAAGAGCUAGCCUACCUUAUUCAGAAACACCUGUAAAGCACUCCAAUUACCACAUGACAUCUCCCUUUUAAAUUUUUGAGUUAUGCAAUUUUAUUGCUUUUGUUUUGUUCCAGGGAAACAAGCAAAAUCUUAGUUAAAGUCUGACAGCUAUUCAUCACAAUAUCUAUGAAAACAUAUGACACACAGAUAAGGAUCUGUAAAUGCCAUCCUAAAUGCAGAUAUAGGGGUUAGGCCUAUACAUUGAUGGUUCUGUAACCUUUAAAAAACACAGGACACGGGCAGGUCAAAAUCUCUUCUCUCUUGGCUGUCAAGAGACAUCAGACUGCUACAAGAAAGAGCAGCAUUGUGGUGACAGUGGACUGUGCUGCAGGAGGAUGUUUUAGACAGCAAACAAGAGGAACUGCUGCUGCUACACCACAAAGCUCACAGUCCCAUAAUGGUCUCAUAGUUGUUGACACAUUAUUUCCAUUUAUUUCCACUUUAUGCUGUUUAUGCAGGUCCAAGUCUCAUUUAUUAAAUUAUUUUAAAAUUAAAACUGGAUGCAAUAAAGACUUCAGGGCUUAAAACAUCCCCAGCCAGACUCUGGACAGCAGGCCCAUGAAACAGAUAGUAAGUUUUCUUUGUGACACUAAUCUAGAUCUAUUGCAGUUUUUACAACAGAGCUUUCUGAAGGUUUGCUGUUGUGGUGCCUCAUCAUAUAAAAGGUGAAAGGGCAUGGAAUUUAAACUUACUGCAUUUCAUUCACUUUUCAACACACAUCCAGGAAAUAAGGCCAAAGCCUCUGGUAACAAACACAAGUAUCAACCAAGUCCUUUCCAGGUCAUAGCCCUUAAAAACAUAGCCAGCAACUACAUUACUGUACAUCUGUUCGCUCUUCAAUAUGUCAUACCAUGGUGUGAUGCAGUGCAGAAGGAGAUAUGACUCAACUCAAUUUCAGUGUAAAAAAAUAGAACAGCUCACUAGUGUUUAAAAAACCCCCAAACAAUUAACCACAAUUACCCAUAUAAAAAAACAUCUGGUUAGACAUUGCAAACAGUGAAGUAAAUGUAGGCUUGCUAAGCUGGAAACCAAUCAUCUUAACUUUGAGAAUCCCUAAGAGAAAUGGUUAGAAGUAGAAGGAUAAGUCAUGGUUUUAGGAAGGUUUGUGUGCAGAGUGAUUUAUGGGUCAGGCUAAGUACACUUCUGUAUUAAACCACAUCUAACCUGUGAGCUUUAUAUGUGCUGCUAGAAGAACUGAACUGUUUCUAGUCUUUAUGUCAAGCUAAGCUAAACUAAGCUAACUUCCUGCUGAACCCAUGCCUUUAUCUAACUCCCUACAAGAAACCCAGUCAGCCACUUUGCCAGACAUUAUGUCUAAGCUGCCAACCUAAAAGGCCAUAACACACUGCAUGAGCACACAGCCCACCGAAAACAACAAAAGAAGAGAAAAAAAAAAUCAGAUAUCCACCAUAGUGACGACACCAGUGACAUCACCUCCACCUUGACAUUCCAUGGAACAUACAUUCCAAACAUCACAUUCCAGAGCGGCUGUGAGAGCGCCCUCCUGUAUCCCAUAUUGUAUUAGGUGUGGGCGGACCGCUGACUUCAUGUUGCCUCAGAGUGUGACACCUCAAAGCAAUGCAAACUCCUGCUACCUCCCCUUUCUCCUUCCCUUCCUCUGCCCCUCCACCUCCCCCGCAGCUGACUUGUCCCACCGCCAGACUAAGGCAAGGGCAGACGAUAUGCAAAAGACUGCCAUGUCGACAAACGUACCCAACCGUAGGAUUAAAACCACAGCGAGAGAACGCAUCUGUCCUGCUAGUUCUGUUUCAGUAAGUGCGCGGGGCUUUCUGGGAACACCCUUACCUGUACAGAACUCUUGUCUUCUUGAAUGCUCAUCAUCAUCGUCACCACCUUAAACCGACCCGAGCUGGGUGGGGCAGGUGGUGACAUUGUAUUGGUCUGUCUGUUUUGAAGCAUGCAUUUGGUAUCAUUAAUGUCACUCUUUAUGUGUUGGUAAGUCAUUUAGGCUACUGAUCUCUCCACAUCUGCUCUCUUCCUCUCGCUCACUCUCUUUCUGUCUCUCACACACACAGACACACACGCACGCAUGCGCACAUCCUGCUCAAGUCUCCUCUAUUUCAGCACAGCUACAUCAGUGCUUUUUUCUGUAUGUAUGAAAACACGCACACACACACACCAGACUACAGGGCGAUAAUCUCAAGUGGUGUAAAUUUGAUUGUCCAGCCACCUCUGUCCAUCUGUCCAGCCAUGUUACAUCAUGAUGUUGUGAGCCAGAUUCACAAAAGACAAAAUAAUGUGAAGAAGAAUAUAUUUAUCAGAAUUAUUUAUCAAAAUUCUAAAUUGUACAACUGCACCACUGUACAGAUCGCCCAAAUGUGCACACGUGGAUCUUUGAUUUACAGGUACUAUGUUCCUGUUACACUUUUUUUUUUUAAAUGUUUCUUUCUUUUAUUUUAAUUGCUUUUUGUAAAGAGAGGAACAACAAAAUGGAAGCGCUUGUAUUAUAUUGUUAUUAUUAUGAUUAUUAUUCUUGAUUUUCUCCACCGGUGCUCCCACUGAUGGAAAGACAGUUGCACAUUCUCCUGAGCAUAUUCUGAGGGCUGUGUUUUCUGUCCAGUGAACAGCCCCUGAAGUGUGCAGAGGUGCAGAGAUGCUUACAGUCUCUUAAGACCAGAGACACCACUCUAUAAAUAGAGAACAGGAGAUACAAAUGUACCUCAUUAUAGUCUGAAAGACUGGACAAAGUGGGGACCCAGAGAGGACGGAGAAUCAGAAGGUGAUGCAGAGCUAGAGACUUCAGAAGUGCAGUGCUUCCAUGUGCUGUUUAGGCUGCUCUUUUAGAUCUGCCACCAGUAUUUACUGCCAUGUUACCACAGGAACGAAUGAAGGCUUUUACAUUAUUCAUUAUACAUACUAUUGUAAAUAUUAUGUGUGGAAUGGUCCCCCUUCUUGCACAAAGCAGUCCUGUUCUGCAGACAGAAAAUGCAGCCUUAACUGUGCUGAAAUUAAAAAAAGACCAAAAACAAAAAAAAAAAAACCAUGAAGACUAUUGAAUAUAUUAAAGAGUUACCUGCCUGUUAUUUAAGCGAAUAAAUAUCUAUAUAUGAGAAAGAACACACCUGUAUACUGUAGACUAAGUCUGUAUGGAAAUCUAAGAGAAUUUAAUGGGAAUUAAGUCCAACACCUUUUGUCUGUAUGAAAGAAAAAAAAAUACAUCAAAGUAUUCUACAAUAAUAACUUUGACAAAGUUUGUGUGGUCCUGUGUUGUUUUUUCACAACAAUGCAGGAAUGCCCUUCCAUUUUUAAACCUCUGCACAAGGUGAUGCGUCAUCCUGUCCCUCAAAGGUAACUAAAAAUCACCUGAUGAACAUCGAGGAUUUAUAUCUGUGUGGGUUUCUUCAUCAAUGAACCUGACGCUUCAGCUACUUUCUUCAAUAAACCUCUUGCGCAACAAACAUGGUGGCUUGUCAAACAGGUGGAGUGGAUAGUAUUAAAGUGGGCUUGUUAUGGUGUUUCUUA